This is a messenger RNA of Penicillium robsamsonii, 813 nucleotides long. Its product is annotated as spherulation-specific family 4 protein. Bases 1 to 813 code for a protein of 270 amino acids. The transcript has a single exon. The record is from RefSeq and is a predicted model, not a curated record. Lineage: Eukaryota; Fungi; Ascomycota; Eurotiomycetes; Eurotiales; Aspergillaceae.
AUGUUUCAAUUACUUUCCAUCAUAGCUACCGUGUUCACCCUAGCCUCAACCGUCGUAUCAACCGGCCUACUAGUACCACUAUACACCUGGCCCGGCACAGAUGCAUGGAAUACAAUCUACAACACAAUCGCAGCCCACCCAUCAGUCCCAUUCUACCUAAUCAUCAACCCAUCUACCGGUCCCGGUACCACAGAAUACCCAGAAGAAGUCUUCAUCGCCGCCAUCGCAAAGCUAAACAGCUAUUCAAACACCGAAGUACUGGGCUACACAUACACAAAACAAGGCACGCGCGCCAGUUCUGAAGUCGAAAAGGAUAUCGCUGUCUACGCCAAAUGGGCCAACUACGCAGGACAGAAUAUCCGUCUCUCCGGCAUUUUCUUUGACGAGGCAUCUGACGGCGAAGACCCGAGCAAGCUCGCCUAUUUCCAGAAUCUGUCGAGGAAAUCCAAGAGCAGUAGCUUAAACACUGUGAUCCUCAAUCCUGGCGUCAAACUGAAGGCAGAUGUUGCCAACUGGUUCGAGGCGGCGGACUUUAUUGUUGAGUACGAGGACACUUAUGCUAAUUGGGUGGCUCGGGCUCCUGAUGAGCACUUUUCGACGUCUGAGCAUUAUGGGAAGGAUGUUGUUAUUUUGAAUCAGACGCCUGAGGAUGCGAGCUUUGAUGAUGUUGUCCGGUUGGCGAAGGAUAUGGGGCUCGGUGCCAUUUAUAUGGCUUCGGAUGAUAACUAUAUGAGCCUUGCCACUGUGCCCAAGGUUGCUGUUGCUGUUGCGCAAAGUCGGAAGGCUAAGCGCAGAGGGCGCGGUCGAUAUUAG